AUGCCACCGAAGGUGGUUUGUGUGCACCGAGGUGCCGACGAUGUCGCGAACGCCUUUGGUCUUCUGGACGAGUCACAGGUGCAGCUGCUGUACACCAAAUUCCCCGUAGGCAACGGGACCUUCAGGCGCAACAAGUUCAUCUACGUUAUGUUCAUUGGCCCUGGUUGCAGCGUUGUGAAGCGUGGGAAAGGCAUCGCGGAGAUCAAUCAAUUCAAGAACACUCUGCAGGGCGCGGCGGGUAUUACAACGACAGAGAAGUCUUCGCUCUCCCUCUCCAGUCUGAUUCAACUAAUGCGAAAGGUGUUCGUCACUGACACCGGUAACUUCUCCCUUGAGAAGAUUCAGGAGGACUACAAACACUGCAUCCAGGAGCAGCAGCUCAAGAUGCAGCGCGAUGUCGUGGUACCGCGCAAGCCGGCGCCACAGGCAGUGGAGGAGGAGGAGGAGGAAGAGAUGCAGAGUCUCGCCUCCCUUCAGACCGCCAUGCUGAAUAGCAUACCCUGCGAAAUCGACGACAACGCGCGCAAGGUCCUUGACGCGCUCCACACGGAGUUUGGCCCGCUCAACUGGGCCACCUUCGACGCCAACCCCGUGCACCUCACGCUCGUCGACGCCGGAAACGGCGGCAUCUUCGAACUUGUGAAGCACCUGCCGGAGACGAAGUGGCUCUUCGGUUUGUUCCGCAUCACGCUCGGGAGGGGAGAGCAGCGGCUUUCACGGCUUAUCUUCUUUCAGUGGAUUGGCAGCAAACUCAAGCUGGUGCGUCACGCACCCACGACGAGAAUAUUCCCCAAGAUGGCAUCCAUCCUCGCCCCGUACGAGUACGAGGUGUACCUCGUCGGCACGCAGGACCUGAAGCCACAGGCCAUCAUCAACAAGUGCCGCUACGCGUUCGGCAACCACCACCUGGGCGAAAAAGCGGCCGAGGUGACAGACGGCAAGCUGCGCGACAUGAAGGCAGGGCUGCGCCAGACCGCCUUCGCCUUCACGGAGGAGGAGUACAGCGCCGCACUGCAGGAGGAGAGGAGCAAGAUGGAUCUUUCCUUCGACUUUAUCCGCCCCAAGAGGAGGCGGGCAUCGCAUGUAGUCGCAAAUGGCCAAACCAAUGGAAAUGGCGGCCGCAUAUUUGAGACACAAGAGACACUGCAACUCAUCGGCCAGCCGGAGGGCGGACUCAUGUGGGGCAUAUUUGAGGUGCGGGGAUGA
Molecule: messenger RNA, 1206 nt
Organism: Trypanosoma grayi
Lineage: Eukaryota; Euglenozoa; Kinetoplastea; Trypanosomatida; Trypanosomatidae
Exons: 1
Coding region: 1-1206 (401 amino acids)
Biological process (GO): regulation of actin filament polymerization
Cellular component (GO): plasma membrane; actin filament; cortical actin cytoskeleton
Molecular function (GO): actin filament binding
Source: RefSeq, a predicted model, not a curated record